Molecule: messenger RNA, 4847 nt
Organism: Astrephomene gubernaculifera
Lineage: Eukaryota; Viridiplantae; Chlorophyta; Chlorophyceae; Chlamydomonadales; Astrephomenaceae
Source: the annotation of a GenBank genome assembly
GUCUCAUGUAAAGGUUUCAAGCACGAAGGAUGGGCGAGCAGUCCAGCGCGCCAAAAAAUAUGAUAUCCGUCACCGUUACCUCCCCAUUUUUGUAGCCAAUGCUUGUUACUUGCCUAGUCUUUUCAUACUUGGGGGUUCUCCCGCUCGUGGACGGCGCUGCUUAGGGCUCUAGGACUUUAAAAUUGGAGGAGGCGCCGCCUGUGGCAUGAACGGCCUCAGGGCCCUCACAUAUAGGCCGGGGCUAGAGGAGGGGUACGGGGCUCAGCUAUGACCAAGGUGGAGUGCCCCGCGCCUGGAUUCAAAGGUCUGAAAUGGAAGUGGAUACAGGACCAUGCUAAGGAGCAACAGGAGCGGGAGAAGGAGCGGCCACCACCGGGACAGCCUCCCGCGCAGCACCUAGACUUGCGAGAGCAGCCAUUACAGCAGGACGGGGCCAUAAGCCAGGGCGCCCAACCUGAACGCUCCUCGGUUGGCCAACCCUCUGCAUCGGCUCAGUAUGAGCUAGCUUCAUCCCCACCAGAGCAGCAUAGCGGGCUUCAGCGGCAUUCGGGUGGUGGGGCGUCACAGCUAACUCAACCUGCCUGUCCCGUAAAGGUCGAGGUGGGUCAGCAACUGUCUUUGCCAGGUUCCCAGCCUGCUUCGGUCGCUGCUGCGCCGUCAGGGCAGGCGCCGCCAGCACAGGCAGAAACCAAGCUCCGAACCCACGAUGAGGCACCAAAGUCACGCGCGACAGGACCUCAGCCGCCUGCUGCACCUAACGCCGCGACUGGGGAUGCCUCGGGGAAUGCACAGGCGGGAGCGUCUUCAGCCCCAUCGGUGGGGCCGGUAGCAGGGGGCCAGACAGCGACAGCUGGCCUCACAGGGUCUCCACGCGUGUCCACUGGCACUGCAACGUCGGUUGAUGCCCCUUUGCCUGGUACAGCUACCGCCCCCGCAGUGUCCCUGGGACGCAAGUCCUCUGACGCGGCUGACGCUACUCAUGCACCUGCACCGGCAACUGCAGCCACAAUGACCCCAACGGCAAUAGCGUUACCAACCCAGCAAGCAACAGCUUUAGCAGCCGGGUCGCUCACGCUUCCUAAUCUAGCCCCGCUGCAAGCAGCAGCCGGGUCAGUUCCUGCGUCCGCACCCACACAGCCCACGGCUUCCGUGCAAGCCACAGCACCGCCAGCAGCAGCAUCCACCAUCCCAGCGGCUGCUGCGGCCGCAGCAGCAUCCACCGGGGUCCCGGCGCCCAACCCUGCGACGGCCUCCACGGCUGCUGCCCGCUUGCGGCUACCCCCCACCCGAGCCCCGUCGGCGGUGCUGGCACCAGCCAAGGCAAAGGGAGGGGAUGACUUUGAAUCCAUGUUUACACCGCUUUCAUCCCUGCCCGUGGCGAAAGCGGAGACGCCGCGGGAGGGGGCAUGCGGAGGCGCAAGUCGCGCAAGCAGCUUGGUGCUGGGGCCGCACACGGGUGCAGCUGGGGUCGCCGGCGGCAGCUCUGGGGGCGCUGCUGGAGUCGCCGCAGUAGACGCGGGGGAGCGGAAGGUCCCACUCAAGAAGGCGUCACGAUUGCCCGACAGCCGGUCAGUUGGCACCCAGCCGCCCCCUGCCGAGCCAACGGAUGCAGACAACGGUCCCACCUCGGCUCGUAGUCGGACUCCCGCGGCGCAGGCCGCACCUGCUUCCUGCCUCUCCCCGAGGGAGCCAGCAAGCGGGGGCGCAGCUACCGGCGGCUCGCACAGGGCGCAAACUCAGCCGCAUGGGCAAGCGCAGCAGCAGCAGCACCAACCAGCUUCAGGGCAUCCGCAGCAGCAGCAGCAGCGGCCCUCUAGUGCAAAGCAUGUUGCUCGGGGGGAGUUGAAGGAGGCGAGUCGGGGUGGACGAGAGCAGGCGGAAACCGUCGCCGGCACCGCAACGACACCUGCGGGCGGGUCGGGGUCCCAGGCGGCAGCAGCUGGAACCGCGAUAGCAGGGCGAGCGGCGGGGACGGACAAAGGAGCGGGGACGGUUGGCGGAGAGACGGCGGACAGAAAGCGGCCCAGAACGGAAAGCGCGAAGCCAAAGGCUGUCGGUCCGUCCGCAACUGGCGGCGAAGCUGCUGCUACCGCUUUGGCGGAGGCUGGAUUGCCGUACUCGGAGACCCUGGCGGACCGAGUGAAGCGCACCAAGCGCACCACGACAUCCUCAAGUGACCAUGAUGGCCCGCACUCGCUCGGGAACAGCGCUGAACGUGCGCCUGGUCAGGGCACACCCACGGCCGGCGGCUGCGUUGAGGCGCAGGGAGGUGAGGGGGCGGGGGCGGUACCGCCCCGUCCCGCAACUUCCGCUGAGGCCCAGUCCCGCGGUGCUGAGGCGCUCCACGCCAGCGCCUCCAACCGGCAAAAACAGUGUCCCGGGGGGAGUGAGAAGCCAGGGAGGGGUCCUGGAGGCAGGGUAGGCGGCAGCAGUGCAGCAGCAGCAGCAGCAUCAAAGCCGCAGCAAGGGCAACAUCAGCCACCCGGGCAUCGGGACAAACCCCCAGGGCGGGGCGACGAGCCGCCGGGUGCUUUAGGGCCAUCUGAGCGGGGAGCGGAGAAGGGCGGGGAGCAGCAGCAGCAGCCUAGCAAUGCCAUGCGGGCAUCCGGGGGCGGAGCUGCAACGGAUAGCAGCUGUGGCGGCGCGGGCGCGGGCGGCGGGCCACCAGCUGCUUCCCAACGGGGACCAACAGCACCGACGUCUGGGAAAACCACUGGCGGAAAUGGGUCAUCUGCGGGUGCGGGCGGAGUGAAGCGGCAUGCAGAAGCCCCGACGGCACGCCGGCCGGCCGGCCCGCCCGCCAAGCUGCCCCGCACAGACCCGCAUCUCCCACGUCCCCAUGCAGCCCAUGGGUUGGACCGGCGAAGCGGCAGCGGUGCUCCUGCUGCCGUUGGUGCAGAUGCGGCCGCAAACGCGCCAACGGCGACCAACGGCCGGACCACCGGACCCCCACCGCCGCCGCCCUCGGGUAAACCCCCGCACCGCACACCUGGCGUGAAGGUAGAGCCGGCGCAUGCUGCAGCGGAGGGCCAGGCGCAGCAGCCGUCUGGCGUCGCAGCCGCUGCGACGGGCGCAGGUGCGGGUUCGGGUCGGUCGCCUCCGGCUCCCCCACCUCCCCGUCCAGGGCGGGCGCAGGGUGAUGCAGACAUGCCUGCGGCGGGCAGUUGCAAGGGCGCGGUUGCCGGCAGCCGAGGCUCCAAGGACGGCAUGGGGGACAAGGGCGCAUGCGGGCCGCGCGGCGGUGGCGCAGCUGCCGCCUGUGGGGCCGGCGCGGCUACCACCACCACCGAACCUAAAACGGACUCGGACACUCGGACGCCUCGAAUGGUGGAGUGCUUUUUCGAGUUUGAGCAGCCCUGUCGAAUACUGGGUGGUGGCUCGGCGUCUGUGUCUGGGUUGGGGUCCAGCGGCUCCCUGCAGGGCUUGCCUGGCAUGGUCGGCCGGGGCGCUGGAGGGGGAGGUAUGCUGCGUGCCGGCAUGGGGGUUGCGGCUGCGCCUGCCACGCCGCAGCAUUUGGAUUUGGGCAAGAUCCGCACGUUCAAGGAGCUCUGGGCGCAGCUGGCGGCGUUGUACGACGGUGUACUGCCGGACGAGAUGGACUCGAAGAUCAUAUACCUGGACGAGGAGGGUGACUGGAUCAUGGUAACGCCAGAUGAGCCCUGGUCGUCCGUCGCUGCCGCCGCAACCAAGAUGCUCAUCACCAACCGUACCUAGGCAGUGCCUGCAUGGAUGGUCUCUGCAAGCGCGCCUCGGCUGGAUGGGACACACUGCCCCCGCUGUGGGCUGGCAUGUAGGGAACCGGCGUUCCGGCUGCGAAUUUUGCAGCUAACCUGCUUGCGCCGAGUGCGUUGGUCGAGGAUGGACUGGGUGGCAGCAUGUGCUUCGACGUGUGCGCUGCGCUGUGUUGACGUAACGAACGAGAAGCAGCAGUUGCCUCGGCUGCUCAACAACGAGUGUAUCCCCUUUUUUUACCUGGACUGUCAAUUUUGAGGCCCAUCGUCGUGCGAUGCAGUGAGCUCAUGCCUGGUUAGCGGUGGCAAGGUGUCAUGCGGCGUGGAGCAUGGGUUCGACAUGCAUGUGGGAGGCAGCGGAAGCAGGUUUGCAACUCUUACUAGCAGGAGAUGACUCGUUCCCUGUUAUCCAGUGUGAAUUCGCUGUGCUAUGCAGUGCGUUUUCCUCGUCCUUGGGAGCUUCUUGGAGGUCUCCUUUUGCGGGUGUGGAGUUCGUGGUUGCAUGUGCGCGCACGCAUGGCAACGAGUGCUGGCGGGAGGGAUGGAUUUAGUGGUUGUAGUUAUGGUGGUGUAGCAGGGUUGACGCAAGCGUUGACUUGGUCGACUGGGAGUGCUGGCUCAUUCUUUCGUAGCAGGGUCGCUGCCCCUAACAGUAGCGCUUUUGUUGGGAGGCACGACAGCUAGGUGGCGUCGCUGUGCGGGUGUGGGCUUUUUAGAAAGGGGGACUAAUAGCAGCAGCCCUUUAAAGGCCGUACAAAUUUACCGCAGGCUGUUAUCCGCUGUUUUCUCGACUGGGGAGAGUGGCGCGAGAGGUAUGAGGAGAGGUGGUUGGCCUAAAGGUGACGAUUGCGGCGAGCCCGUGCCCUGGGCAUUCGGGACCGAAUGCUUAGGGUGCGUUUAGGGGCCUUGAUGCUAUUAUCAUGCGGCACAAGUGGAAUGAGGAUCAUCAUCAUUCCAGAGGGUUCCUUAGAUUUAGUGCGGCUCGUAGGGGUAGGUUUUGUUGAAACGCCGCUAGACAUUUAGUUGUCAAGCAAGGGGACUGGCGCGGAGUUCGUCCCGCCCUGGUGCCCACACAUGUCAUAAGGGUGCUUGCAUGGGUGCAUGGGCAGGUAGGGG